Eptesicus fuscus (big brown bat) is the source of this 2248-nucleotide messenger RNA. Its product is annotated as zinc finger protein 596-like. The record is from RefSeq and is a predicted model, not a curated record. Gene Ontology annotation, molecular function: RNA polymerase II cis-regulatory region sequence-specific DNA binding; DNA-binding transcription repressor activity, RNA polymerase II-specific. The coding region runs from base 6 to 1286 and encodes 426 amino acids. Gene Ontology annotation, biological process: negative regulation of transcription by RNA polymerase II. Lineage: Eukaryota; Metazoa; Chordata; Mammalia; Chiroptera; Vespertilionidae. The transcript is spliced from 6 exons.
AGCAGAUGCCCCGCUCCGGGAUCUUGUUGGCGGGAGCGAGUGUUGGUAUUUCUAGCUCAGGAUCGCUGGUGACGACCCAGCGCCGCGUCCUCCGCACCCGCAGCCCGGGAUCCAGGGCCCCGGUGGCACUGCGCCCGCCCGCCCCCGCCGCGGGGAGCCCCGCGCAGUCGGCAGCCGCGGAGCCGCGGGCCCCGGUCCGCUCACCUGCAGGGAAUCUGGCCUCCAGGAAGGUGGCUGGAUUCAAGGACCAUGUCCUGCCCACCAGUCCCCCAAAGCCCCACCUACUACAAACAUUCCUGGCUCUGACUGUCUUGCUGCACUGUCUGCCUCGUGUUCCACUCUACCACCUUGAGGAAUCAGUGACAUUUGAAGAUGUAGCUGUUGUCUUCACCCAGGAAGAGUGGGCCCUGCUGGACACACCCCAGAGAAAGCUGUACAGAGAUGUGAUGCUAGAGAACAUCAGACACCUGGUCUUUCUGGAUGUGGCUUUUCAGCUGGAGCAAGGAGAAGAGCUAUGGAGUGAAGGGACUGGGUUCCUCCAAGGCCAGAAUGCAGGCAGGGAAAGUGCCAUUCAAAAUGAAGAAAUGACAGCCACACAAUGUAUCAGUGGAAAGGACAUAUUUACAAUCAUGCAACUGCAGAAAUUUCACACUGAAGAGGAUCCCUAUGAAUAUGAUGAUUUGGGAGAUUUUACCCAUAGCUCCACAAUGACUCAACAUGUGUUAACCAAUAUGGAAAAGAAACCCUGUAUCAGCAAACAAUGUCAAAAAUCCUUUAGUGACCAUUCAUGCAUUAAUCAACAUAAGCAACUUUACACCAGAGUUAAAGCAUAUGAGUGCCAUCUAUGUGGGAAAACGUUUAGUAAUUGCUCUAGCCUUAGAAGACAUGAGAUGACUCACACUGGAGAGAAACCAUACGAAUGCCACAUCUGUGGGAAUGCCUUUAUUCAGAGCUCUGACCUUAGAAAACAUAGUCUUACUCACACUGGAGAGAAACCAUAUGAAUGUCAUAUAUGUGGGAAAGCCUUCAGUCAGUCGUCUAACCUCAGACAGCACCAAAGGACACACACUGGAGAACAACCGUAUGAGUGUUGUCAGUGUGGGAAAGCCUUCAGUAAAUGUUCUGCCCUGAGACGACAUGAGAGAACUCACACUGGAGAGAAACCGUAUGGAUGUCAUCUGUGUGGGAAAGCCUUCAGUCAGUGUUCUGCCCUGAGACGACAUGAAGGGACCCACAAUGGAGAGAAAAUUAUGAAUGCCUUCAGUAAAUAUUCUGACCUGAGAUAACACGGUAUUAUAAGUAAUGAAUGUAUGAGAAAACUCCAUUAUAGUUUUAACAUUUAAAAACAGCAAGGACUCACACAUUAAGGAAACACUGUCUGUAAUCAAUGUGGAAGACCCUGCAGUCAUCCUUACUCAUCUUCCAUGUGCAAAUGUAGAUGGAAGAUAAUCCAUCUGUAUGGAAUCUCUGGAAAGGCCUUCAGUCACUCGUCUGACCAUAGGUGACAUGUGAAAACUCGCACUGGAAGUAUAAAGAAAGCAGAAGUCUGCAGCAAGCUCUCAGCUUCAUACUAGAGAAUUCACGCAGGGGAAAGCCCUCAGUCUGCAGUCACUGUGGGAAUGCUUUCAUUUAUAAUUCAUGGUAAACAAUGUGAGCAAACCCCACCUGGGAGAACCCCUAGGUGUGUAAUUGCUGUGAACAGAUACUCAGCCAAGCUCAAGGCAUGGUGUGCACAAGAAAACUCGGUGAUGAAAUAACCACUAGAACGGUAUUUAGGAGGCAAAAACCUCUUAAGGAAUACCAAUAAUUUUUCCUUGGGAAAUGAUUCAGUGAAAACUUAGGAGAAGUCCUUUAUUCAGAGAGGAAUGCGAUGGCUUGUAUGAGAAUUUGGAGAAUACAAACACUUUCUGUGUCAUGAAAGAAGGACAGUGGUCACUCAUUUAUAGUCAGCACUGGAGUCCUCAUGUUGAGGAGACAGCAGUUCUAAACCCGGAGAAAGCUUCAGCUGGAUUUCAUACCUGAAAACUCAAUCUAGGGGAAAAAAUAAACCCUAUAGGGUUAACACAUGAUUCAUAAUUUUGAGGAAAAAAAACUAUUUCUGGGGAAAAUACAGCAUAUAAAUGCAAGAAAGAGUGACUGAGAAUAUUAAACGCAGAAUUUUGUAAGGAAUUAGAUUAAACUUUUUCAGUAGAUUAUUGCUAUUAAACAAUAAACUGUUGCUGAAAAGAAUCUAUGUUGCUGAAGUCCU